Molecule: messenger RNA, 966 nt
Organism: Striga hermonthica
Lineage: Eukaryota; Viridiplantae; Streptophyta; Magnoliopsida; Lamiales; Orobanchaceae
Source: the annotation of a GenBank genome assembly
AUGAAGACGGUGUGUGUAACUGGUGGAUCAGGCUAUAUUGCUUCAUGGCUCGUCAAAUUCUUGCUGCUGCGCGGCUAUACAGUCAAAGCUUCUGUUCGUGACACCAAUGAUCAAAACAAGACACAGCACUUACUCUCACUUGAUGGUGCAAAGGAGAGGCUUCAAUUGAUAAAAGCAGAUUUAAAUGAAGAAGGCUCCUUUGAUGCUGUUGUUGAUGGCUGUGAUGGCGUUUUCCACACCGCCUCUCCGUUUUUCCUUGCAACUACUGAUCCACAGGCAGAUUUGAUUGAUCCCGCACUGAAAGGGACACUGAAUGUGCUCCGAUCGUGUGCGAAAACACCGUCAGUCAAAAGGGUCGUUUUGACUUCAUCGGUAGUUGCCAUUUUUGCCAAUGGAAAACCUCGGACUCCUGAAGUUGUUGUUGACGAGACUUGGUGGUCCGACCCUGAGUUUUGCAGACAAACACAGCAAUGGUAUUUCCUGUCAAAGACAUUGGCUGAGGAUGCUGCAUGGAAGUUUGUGAGAGAGAAAGGUAUCGACUUGGUUUCUAUAAACCCGGGCUUGGUGAUUGGUCCCCUGUUGCAGCCAACUCUUAACACAAGUUCUGCUGUUGUCUUGCACAUGAUAAGCGGUGCAGAAGCAUAUCCAAACCAUACAUUCGAAUGGGUGAACGUAAAAGAUGUUGCAAAUGCACAUAUUCUGGCAUUUGAGAAUCUUUCGGCAAAUGGAAGAUACUGUGUGGUGGAGAGUGUUGCACACUGUUCGGAAAUUGUGAAGAUACUGCGCGAAUUGUACCCUAAGCUUCAACUUCCUGAAAAGUGCGCCGAUGACAAGCCAUUCAUGCCUACAUACAAAUUCUCGAAAGAAAGAGCUGAAAGAAUAGGUGUCGAAUUCACUCCACUCAAAGAGGGCAUCAAGGAAACAGUCGAAAGUUUAAAGGAGAAGAACUUUUUCAAAGCUACUUAA